GUUCCCAUUCCAGGGAGACAGCGCUGAGGCCCGGGGACCUUUCCCCCUGGGGAUCUGCCCAUUCCAGGGCACAGAUGGGCCCUUCACGUCCCCUCAGAUAGCAGUCUUGGAGCAGUUCUGUGUUCCUGCUGGGACAGUGUUUGUGGGGAGGGACAGGCCAUUGCGUAGGGUGUGCAGGUCCCAGUUUGGCAGUGCCGAGUGCCCAGGCAAACCAGGUUUGCAGCAGCUCUUCCUUUGUGGCUUGAUCCCAAGCAAGGGUCUUUUGCUUCUUGUUGCUGUGCAGGGAAAGAUGAGAGCUUCCCGGACUCUGCAGAGUGGGAGCAGCGCCUCCUAGAGUUCCUGAGGGCGUCAUUGGCUACCAUGGAGGAUGAGGCCUGGACCAAGGGCCUGAGCUGCGAGCUGAGCCGGUGGCUGAGCAGCUCUCCCAGCAGCUCUGGAGAAAAGUCCUUCCUGUACAAGGCUCUGGGGACAGUGCUGGGAGCUUGUAAGGAAGUCCUCCACAUCCAAGAGAAGCUCCUGCAACACCUGGAGGAAGCAAAUGCAGAGGAGCCUUCUGAGGCCCAGGGAAUGAUCUCUCUUCUCAGCCAUGCUGCUGAGAGCAACUUCCACACAGUCCUGGACACGCUCACCACAUUUGCGUCCAGGCUGUGCAGAGGCCAGAAGGGAAGGAUUUCCAGACGCAAGAAGAUGGAGCUGGACAGUAGAAGAGCUCAGGCCACCCGCAGCGCUCUCAUCCGUGCCCAUGGCAGCUUGGCACUGCGUGCCUCCAAAGAACAGCUGCUUGCCCGCCUGGAGGGAGACAUCGUGGGCAACAUCCUGCUGCUCUACAGCUGCAGCUGCCGGGACCUGCAGAACACGCUUGCGCUGCUGCAGAGCAUCACGGACUUCAGCUCUGCCUUCCAAGCAGCGGGUGACUCUGCCUGCUUUAACCCCUCCUUGAAGGGCAAGCUGCUGGAGAUCCUGACGGACUUGCUGAAGAAGUAUUGCUUGGGCACCCCAGUCUCCCCAGUGCCCCUCAAGGUGGUUCUGGCCCUGGAGCAGUUGAGCAAGCUGAAGCCUUCCUUAGGAAGCAAAGACAUGUGUGACAUGCUGAUUUUGUGCUGCAAGAUUAUUGUGACGCACCCUUCAGCGGAGAUGAUGCUGAAGAUCAGGAAGUCCCAGCAAGCAGCUCAGUACCUGCAGCUUCUGCAAACAUCACUGAAAGCUCUGGGCCGGCUCAUGGUGGUCCUGCUCGAGACAGAGACCACCAGUGGCUUCUUUCAGAACAUAGUCCAUAGAUCAAUGACGUCAGGCAACACGUGGGAGCGCAAGAGGGCCCUGCAGACCUGCUCCCAGCUGCUGGCUGUUUGUGAAGAGCGUGGAAGAGGAGAUGCCUGCAAGCACUUUGGCUCCUUGGUGGGAUUGCUGGUGCCUCUGACGUGUGACCCCAUGCCCACCUCCCGCCAGUUGGCUGUCACCUGUCUGAGCUCCCUUCUCCGAAUCCAAGCCAAGGCGACCAACGGAGUCAUCCAGACAGGAGACAUCGGGAGCCUGUGUGAGGGGCUGAAUGACCGCAGCACCGUCUGUCAGCUCCAGACCUCUUCCAAAAUCGCGCGGAUUGUAUGCAGAAGCUUCUCCCUGGAACACACCAUAGAUUUCAUGAUGGCCAUCAAGGACACCUUCCGGAAGGCCAAAGGAAUGCGUGUGCGUGCUGCUGGGAAGUGGAUGAUCACCUUUCUGCAGAUGCAUGGAAAGGACAUCUGUCGGGAUCUUGAUCUUUCACCGAUCAUCUACAUCCUGCGCAGCUGCAUGUCGUCCCUGCAGCACAGCACGAACACGCCAUUCCUGUGCCAGGCGGUGGCCAUCCUCACCCGCUGUCACACAGACAUCACAAUUGACAGCUUCUUCCACAGGCGUUGAGCCCACAGACAGCAAGACAUGGAGGAGAAUAUGAGAGUUUUUUGGUGCAGCAGGGAGAAGAAAGAAAGGAAAAGCAAAGCAAAGCAAAGCAAAGCAAAGCAAAGCAAGG
Gallus gallus (chicken) is the source of this 2008-nucleotide messenger RNA. RefSeq names its product maestro heat-like repeat-containing protein family member 2B. The coding region runs from base 361 to 1899 and encodes 512 amino acids. NCBI's taxonomy places the organism in Eukaryota, Metazoa, Chordata, Aves, Galliformes, Phasianidae. The transcript is spliced from 15 exons. The record is from RefSeq and is a predicted model, not a curated record. Gene Ontology annotation, cellular component: cytoplasm.